Messenger RNA from Dermacentor andersoni, 5611 nucleotides. RefSeq names its product techylectin-5A-like. Lineage: Eukaryota; Metazoa; Arthropoda; Arachnida; Ixodida; Ixodidae. The record is from RefSeq and is a predicted model, not a curated record.
AGAGAAACGGGAAUUUUUUUUUAUAUUGCGUCAAGACGGCCUAAAUCCCAAAGAUUGCGUAUUUCGAGAUGGCAAUUUUUAAAGCCCUUGAUUGCUGGCCUAAAGCUUUCUGAUGCAGAAACACUACCCACUGAGAGACGGUUGCUAGUUAGAAGGCAUCACAAUUUAGAGAAAAUGCAAUAGCUCACACAAUACCGCUGCAGAGAAUAUAAGGCUGCCUUGCCUGUUUUAUGCGUUUUUGUUGACGUGAUUGAGCAAGGAGAGAUUGACCCAACGAGAUAAUGCCGGACACUUCUGUCCGAUGAAAAAAAUUAGAAAUGCAGACUGCCCCCGCUAAGUUAAGCCAAGCUUUAACAAUACUUGGUUAACUAAAAGCACGUUGUUUGCGACUGUCGGAGCAAAUCACCGACUCUUUUGCAUUGUGUUUAGUUGCGUAAUUAGGCGAACUUUAUUAUAUAUUUCUGAAGUCUUAAAGGAAAAAUACCAAUUUGAAAAGUGGCAAAACGUGCAACGAAACAUGCGAAACGUCCACGCGUCUUCACGAAAUACGAAAGAAAGAAAAAAACAAACAGACGUGAAGAUUUGACGUCACAAUCGCAGUGCUCUCAAACGCGCCUCACGCGAUGGAAGAGCGUUCACAUAACCUAUCGAGUUGCCGGUAAGAAAAUGACAAAGCAGUGACGCAGGCGUUGGCUUCGAAUUACACGUCGGCGAUUAAUCUUGGUUGCGCUGCAGAUUGCAACGGACGCGGCCAUUCGUGAUAGCGACAAACAGAAUAACGGACCUGAAGUUGUCGCUACCCUGUCGCUUUCUUGACAAUAGCGUACUAGUUUAAAAAAAGCGCGGUUCUUUCACACGUGACACCAUAGAGAGCAUGCAUGCGAGUGGGUGCUCGCAGGGGGGUUCGUUUCGUACUUCGCGGGCUUUGUAUAUUAUGACGUGGAAAUAAUUACUGUUGCCUAAUUCGUAAUCAUUUUAAUACUGCUGAGCCGAUCAUAGCGUAGUACGCAGUAUAAGUUCUUCUGUGCAAGUUUUUUUCUUGUCUAAAUAGAACACUAGCAGCGUUGAGUGAUUAAACUUGAGUAACUGCGCAACUAAAGAAAAAUGCGAGACAGUUGUGCGAUUUGCUGUGCAGACGUUCCGACAGCGAGGGUUAAGUCGCGUCUUUCUAUAGUGCGCCCGUAUCUUGUAAAACCUUGGUUAAAGUUCGUUAGGACAAGCAGGCACGUCACAAGGCACAGACAUUACACACGCAGGGGAACAAAUAAUCAAGGCAUCACGAAAUGACGAAAAACAAAACAAGAGGAGCACGAAACGUCUCCCAUAAAAAAAAAAAGAGCAUUGAAUUCACCUGAAAUGCACAAAACCAAACAUGUCACAAUACAGAAAACAUGAAGAUAAAUCAAUGGCGUGUCUUUUUUUUUCUCGUGCUCGGCCCUGUGCUUCGUCACGGUCAUUCCCCAAACACGCCCAACCGUGGAUGCCACUGAUAUUUUAUGUUAUUCACGGAACAGUUCUAAAUUACGACCUAAAUGGAUGACUGAAUCCGCAGAUGUAGAAGCAAGUGCGCUCGCGCCAUUUUCUCGGGACAGAUAGCGUCGCGCGCUGGAAAUUAAAGAAAGAAACAAGAACAAAUGCGGAGACUCCAACUUAUCACUUGAAAUGUUCGCUGCCUUGGCGUGCCUAAUCGAACCCUGACUCCUUAACACGUCCGUUCGCCGAUGCGUUAGAGGCUCAUUAUAGACUGGUUACAAAAGUGUCUAGAGCGAUGACACGGAGAGAUUACAAAUUUGGUCUUAUCUUACUUUUUGCCCUUGUGUCUGAGCUAAAAAAAAAAAGCCAUUCUCAGAAUUGAAAAGAAAGAAAGAAAGAGAAUGAAACUAAAGGGGUCACUGGCUCACGGUAGUGACCGAGCAUGAAACUGCUAACCCCGAACUAAUCCUUUCCACAGCGGUUUUCCACCACAAGGCGGCUUUGGUGACGCAACCGUUUUGAAUUCGAGUUGAUUGUCUCUGUGAGAUUACCGGCCAUUCUGAUAUUAGUUAGGCCUUCAGCGUGGGAAAUCUACUUCAUCGGCACUCCCGCAUUGGCUUGUCGGAAUACAGAGACCCAGUAAACUAUUACCACCACUAAAAGAGCGCGGUAUUGUGGACGCUUCGGUGCGCCUACGGUCAAUUGAGGAAACGAAGAAAAACAGAAGUAGACUGUCUACGAGUUAUGUCGGAGCGUCAGUGGUUUGUGCUUGUGCACUAGUCCAGCCGGGGACAGCCACAUAUACAAGAAACGAAAAGCGCCGGCCAAACGGGUAGUAUCGCUUGAGACAAAUUCGCGCUCCACUUGGGUGGCGGCCGCCGUAGCAUCCGCAUCGCUGCACCGUUUUACAGAGGCAAGCAGGCGGUAACGCGCUGAAAGAAAGGAAUUCGAGGGGCGAUGUUGAAACGAUAGAGAGAAAGUUGGUUAGCAGUGCCUUGCCCCCGUGGCUCAGCGCUGGCCUCACGUUUUCUUGUUGCCGCCAAACUUUGACCGGCGGCACGGGGGAGAUGACCUUGAGAAUGGUUGGAGCGGAGCACGCGGACGACGUAGCCGUGCCUGGAUGCGUGUAAUAGUCAUAGCGCCGCAUUAAAAAAAAAGGAAAAAGGAAAAGGCUGCUACGCGGCUAACAGCCAAGGAGAUGAGUGGGACCGUGUCAGCAACGCUGUAUUAUCCCCGUAAAUUCUGUCGGGAUCUCGGCGGAGGGUCUCUCUCGCCUUGCAGAAUCGCUACCGUCGGUAUAAGCGCUCAGUAUACUGUAUCAGUGCGACCGCACCUGAAAACAGCGUUAUCUCAGAGAGUCCUUUCGACCGGCGUUUAUCCGGCGAUCGAGAGGCUUCAGCAAGUUCGCAACCGGUGCUUUGCAUACGCGUACGCAGCGAGGCUGGUCCCAGGGGGAGCCACUGUUUACACGCUUUAUGAGUUCGGCGCUGUAGGUCUUUCCUCCUCGCGGAAGAACGCGGCGCGGCGCCUUUGAAACGCGCGCCGCCUGGUGCUGGCGUUACUGCACGCAAAUAGAAAGAAAAGGAUGGGCUUUUAUCGUUUGUUUUAGAUAGUUACGGCGUUCGGGAAUUUUCAACGGGCACGCGGAGACAAGAAAACGUGUUUGUACACCAACGCGCACGCGUGGUUCGCCAGAUUCGGCGGUGUGUGUCUCUCGACGUCAUCGCCGUGAGCUUUUAAAACCGGGGCACGCGGAGUUCAUCCGCUCCAAAGAAACCCCGGACAUCGACGCAAGACGCUGGUCGCAACACUCGCACGGCGGAGCCACAGCACAGAGCGUCGAACCAGCGCCCUGCGCAUCGCACAACAUGACUGCUGGAAAUCUCCGCAGGCGGCUGACCAUGCUGGUAGGCGUCGCCAUUCUGUACGUGGUUGCCAUGGCAGCAGGGGCGGCUGCGCUCGCGGUGACCGACGUCCGGCCGUCCAUUGAGCAAGCCGAACAGCGGGCACGCGAGCUGACCGAGAUACUGGCCAGCCUCAAGACCACAAUUCUCCCUCGGCACUGCACUGACCUUCUCGGUGCUGGACAGCGCUCGAGCGGAGUGUACACAGUGUUCCACAAGGGUGCCGGUCCUUCCGGAAAGAGCGUCUACUGCGACAUGGACACUGAUGGUGGUGGCUGGACGGUCAUUCAGAGGCGAGGCCAGUUCGGCAACAGAGUGUACCACUUCUACCGCAACUGGACCGAGUACGCUCGAGGCUUCGGUGAUCCAUCUGAGGAGUACUGGAUUGGGAACGACGCGCUUAAUGCGCUUACGUCGAGCGACCAGACCAUGGUUCUGCGUGUGGUCCUGAGCAACAGCACGCACGACAGCGCAUCGGUCGACUACGAUAGCGUUCGGGUGGAACCCGAGAGUAAUCUUUACAGAAUACACCUCGGAAAGUUCUCCGGACCUGAAGGUUGGGACUCCAUGGCGAUAUCGAACGGCCAGAACUUCUCCACGCACGACCGGGACAACGACCUGUGGCCCCAGAACUGUGCCUCGACUUUCCGGGGCGCCUGGUGGUACAACAGCUGCCACUCGGCCAACUUGAACGGCCUCAACCUGAACGGGCCGCACGAGAGCUUCGCCGACGGAAUCGAGUGGAGUCUGCGAGGCUCCUCGGUCCCGCUCCACUACCACUCCUAUCCCAGCGUUAAGAUGAUGAUACGACCAGUGGAAAUGCCGCGUUUCUUGCUGCGCGAGUAACCAGGAGCGCGGAGGCCACCCGCACAGAGCCACCCUCUGCGUCACCAGAAAACCCAUGAUCGCCCUGUCACUUUCACAUCAUUCGAAGGACGCUAAAUAUAAGAAUUACGCUCGAUUGGCAUUGUCCACGUUUCUGCAAUUGCAAGCAGCUCGAUGUUACCGUAAACAAUGCCUUGGUGAGACAGAUACUGCUCAAAAGCUAGAAAAGAAUGACGGUGCCACCUCUAGAUAGGCAUGCUAGCUCUCGUGAAUGUGCUGAGAAGGCAAUAUUGGGAGUUCAGGAAGCAAGACAAUUUCCCUGUCUUGUGAUUCAACACAAACGAAAAACACAAUUUCAACACGUCAAGUCACAUCAAUGCAAAGUAAGAAGCCUUUUUGCUGGUUUGAUUGCUGACAAGAAACACGGUUCCACCUAGAAAAAAAAAAAGACAGCGCAAUUUUUAAAUAAAUAUACGCACAUCUACAGGGCUUCAGCCCUUGUCUUUAGUGUCCCAUUGAGUGUUAUGCGGCCAAAAAUUUCGUCAACAUCACACUGUUUUUCUACGAACAAACUGAAGUGUACGUCUCCCAUAUGUUUGUAAAUGACUGGGGAUUGUUGUACGAUCCCCCGCGCACUUAUUUAGGGCACGGGGGCGUUCUUUAGCGGCGCACGUCUGCGCCGUGAAGUGGAGGUCGCUGGCUCAAGUAGGAUUCCUCUUCAGCAAGCAGUGCAUUAGCGGCGGGCCAACACUAAGCGCGCUGCCCCCUGUGCAGCAAAAGCAUGUAUUUCAGUGGGCGAAGGCCAGAAGGUACGCCUUGGCUUCACAUCUCGAUGACUGCUGAGGCUCGCCUGGCUCAACGCGGGGAUGCGGCAAGACGAAGACGCAUUGCAUUGCGAAGCCAAUUUGUGGAGCCAUUACAUUGUGUAUCUGGCAUCGUAUGCCCAAAGCUAGUUGACUCUAACUAGUGGGCUACGGUCAACGGCGCAAAACGCACGGCUGCGUCCACCGCUCUCGCGUUCUAGAAAACUGCGACGGGGGCUGCGCGUGUACUCUGAAGCUAUCACCGCCCGUACUUGGUCCCCCGUGAAAGUGAAGACGGAGGCUUUAUUUGAAAAGGUGUGACUGUCAAGGCGUUUAGCGAAUAAAGAAAACAAAAAAACACCGUUUCUGCUGAAGAUUCUAACUGCCAAUGAUCCGAUUUGGUGACGGAAGGUUACGCAAAGUAAAAUUGGUGGCAUUCAUUACGCUUUGUGCCGGUGUCUUCCCAAUGAUUAUAAAAACUCAAGUGGUGGUGAAUGAAUUCUUGAACAGCUAUUCAUUGCUGACUACUCCAGAAAUUUUGGGGCUGUUGCCCGACUCAGAGGUUUUAUUAGCAGAGGUCUAACUGAUGCUGUGAAAUAAAAAACU